CAAUGGUGUAUUUGUGUAUGUGUGUGUAGCUUGCUCGUUCGUUUGGUUGACAAUCGCGAUGUGAUGUAUCCUACAUCAUCGCAUGCUGAGUUAUCUUUUCAAGAAAUAUUUAUAAUUUUUCAAUUAGUUAAGCGAUUCAUUUCUAAAUGUUUUCUUUCGUUGUGAUAUCUUUUCUCUGUUUUGAUUUCUAAAUAUGUGUAACUUGCCGCCGAAGUUCCAUUCAGUGUGUCGCCUUUGUUUAUCAUUCUGUGGCGAUAAUUGCAGUGAUGUUAAACUUCCAAUAUUCGACCGUGAUAAGGAUAAAUCACAGCUUUCCGAGAUGAUAAUGACAUAUUUGUCAAUAGUGGUAUCUCCAGAAGACAUGCUGCCACAGGUAGUAUGUGGAAGUUGUGCGAACAAACUAGAUGAGUUUCAUACAUUUAGAGAACUAUCACACAAAUCUGAAAGAUUAUUAGAACAAUUUCUUCAGUAUGCAAAUUCCUUAUCAGGUCCAAAGGAGGAAGUCCUCAGUAUAACGGCCGACAAACUGGAAGAAAUAAUUAAACCAUUGAACGAUAAUGAUUACGAUCACGCAACAAAGAACAAAUACGCCGAAAUCGGGUCGCCGGAUUCGACAGAGGAGAUGAAAAACUUGGAGAGUCGGCAGGCGGCGGUUACACUUCUACAAAUCAAAAAUUAUGACCCAACAAAAUAUGUCGUCAAACCCGAGGAGAGUCCGAACAUAAUGUUCAAAACUGUAAGUUUACCGCCUUCAGAUAGAGCGAGAGAAGUGAUGCACUGUAAUACAGUCAUCGAUAUAAUAAGCAAGGCUGUAGCGGUCGCUCAGCGUGAGAACGAGGAAUCUCAUAGCUAUCCGUCAAACUACGCGAGCGUCAUUGACAAGACGCACGUGCCUUGCGCCGCGGACUACAAGCAGGAGUACGUGGACGAGCCGUACACACACAACGCGCCGCAGAGCGUCACCAGCCUGGGCAGCAACGAUGAGCACAACAAGGAAAUGGACCUGUCCCUCUACAGCUCGGCCAAGAGCGAGUACUUGGAUCCCAACGAGCAGGAGCGCGAGGCCAGCGCGUAUGUACACAGAACGAUUGCGAGCAACAAGAUGUCAAGUUUCGCGGACGAGUACAAGCAGCACGUGUACGCGAGGGCGUGCGUGAGAGCGAAACCGGCGAAGGAGAACUCCUCUGUGUACGAGGAGUGCAGUCAGAGCAGCAGCGGCUCCGACCCGGACAGGCUACAGAUGGAUAUAUCGGAGGUGUCGCAGGACGAUCCCGAGGAGACUCAAUCGGUGCCGUCAGCGCAAUCGUCGCCCAAACCGCCGCAUGACAGUGAAACGGAAAAGGAAUCGUUAUGGCACGCGUUACAUAAACAAAACGGCCGCGGCGGCGAAACGACGCAGCUGCUGCGGCGGCUGAUAAACAGCAAGCACACGGGCAUGACGGUGUCGCCGCUGCGCGCGAACGCGUCGCCGCUGCCCGCCGCGCUGCUGCCCAACGGCGCCGUGUCCCCGAACGGCGAGUGGCCAAGUCCGGGUCGGGGCGGGUCAGGCGCGGGCGGGGCGGGCGGCACGGCGCGCAGGAAACAGAGCUGUCCGGCGCGCGCGCAACCACUGCAGGAGCAGCACGUCGCCUGGCCGAUCGCCGCCGAUACUGACCCGUCAGACGCGGCGUCGAACGCGCCGCGAGCGGGCGGCGGGGCGGGGGCGGGCGCGGGCGCGGGGGCCGGGGCCGGGGCGGCGGCGGCGGCGGGCGCGGGGGAUGUUUAA
Zerene cesonia (dogface butterfly) is the source of this 1765-nucleotide messenger RNA. RefSeq lists its product as uncharacterized. The coding region runs from base 194 to 1765 and encodes 523 amino acids. The transcript is spliced from 8 exons. Gene Ontology annotation, molecular function: zinc ion binding. Gene Ontology annotation, cellular component: nucleus. The record is from RefSeq and is a predicted model, not a curated record. NCBI's taxonomy places the organism in Eukaryota, Metazoa, Arthropoda, Insecta, Lepidoptera, Pieridae.